AUGUCUGAAUCACAGGAAUUCACCUACUCGCAAAUCGCGGAGCACAACACCAAGAAGGACCUCUACCUGAUCGUCCACGACAAGGUCUACGACUGCACCAGCUUCGUCGACGAGCACCCUGGUGGCGAAGAAGUCCUCCUCGAUGUUGGUGGCCAGGACAGCACCGAAGCCUUCGAAGAUGUCGGCCACAGUGACGAGGCGCGUGAGAUUCUCGACGGUCUCCUCGUCGGCACAGUGAAGCGCAUGCCUGGCGACCCCGCGCCCCAGAGCCACGCUGCCCCCGCCUCCUCAUCCUCCUCUUCCUCCUCCACCGCCGGCUUCGGUGUCGGUCUCUACGCCGUCAUCCUCAUCGGUGGUGCCAUCGCCUACGGCGCAUACAACUACCUCCAGGCUCAACAGCAGCAGCAACAGUAA
Messenger RNA from Penicillium nucicola, 414 nucleotides. RefSeq names its product cytochrome b5-like heme/steroid binding domain-containing protein. NCBI's taxonomy places the organism in Eukaryota, Fungi, Ascomycota, Eurotiomycetes, Eurotiales, Aspergillaceae. The coding region runs from base 1 to 414 and encodes 137 amino acids. Gene Ontology annotation, cellular component: intracellular membrane-bounded organelle; endoplasmic reticulum membrane. Gene Ontology annotation, biological process: sterol biosynthetic process. Gene Ontology annotation, molecular function: heme binding. The transcript has 3 exons. The record is from RefSeq and is a predicted model, not a curated record.